CAUUCGUUUUGGUGCGAAGCUAUUACUUCACAAGUAUACAACCAUUAAUGAGCCGCGCAGCAAUCAGUAUUUUUGUUGUGUUUAGAAGUAGGCAACUAAUAUUAUUGUUCUGUGGAAGAUUGCUUUGGAUUGUGUGUUUUCGUUAUGUUUAGGCCACUAAAAUAGGCCUACUUUAUCAUAUGCGUCCACUUUACACUUCGAGUAAACUUUUCGCGCUGGACAAUGCCGUAAUGCAGGGAGUAGCAUUCCUCGCAUAGCGUUGAAGAGAAUCAACAGGGAGAGAAGGAAGCAGGGGUGGGGAAGUGUUGACUCCUGCGAAGGAAGUCAUAAAGUUGUCUCCUUUAGUGUGACCAACACAACGGUCAGGCUACGACUGCUGCAAGAAUUGACGGUAGUGCGUGGAGUAUUUUUGAGAGAGAGAGAUUCAACAAAAUCCAGACGAGCUAUUGCUGCUGUCCCUACAUGUCAAUCUGACAUUAUCUCUAGCACUAGAGAACCAAAGAUGAAUAUAAUACGGCACUGGAAUUAGGGUCCAAAGCAAAGCUUCUAAAUGGUUAUUUCCGAUUUCUUUGGUUAAUAUAUUUUUGAAGGAAUUUUCACCGAAAGGCAACUGGUCAAAGGUUGUGUCUCAUGUGUCGGUUACUGCCACGUUUAGAAUUGUCUGGGCUGACCAUGGCGUCUUCACGGAGGAGUUUUUCCUUAAAACAUCGGCUGAACGCUUACUAAUAGGUGGAACUUCAGUUUUGUAUCUCACACUCAACUGGUUAGUUAAAUUAGCAACCCAGGACCGCGCCUCGCCGAAUGGGCAUGUCUGUUUGAUUAUUCAGUUUGACAAGAGAGUGCCAACUAGUCGCACAAUGUGGGAUUGACGGCUGAGGAAUGGCAUCGGCGAUAUUCGAGGGCACAUCUUUGGUCAACAUGUUUGUGAAAGACUGUUGGGUUAACGGAAUCCGGAGACUUAUUAUAAGUCAGCGGGGCGAGGAAGAGGAAUUCUUUGAAAUUAGGACUGAGUGGUCAGACAGAAACAUUUUAUACUUGCAUAGAAGUUACUCCGAUUUCGGAAGACUCUUAAAAAGGCUUGUGGAAUGCUUUCCUGAGGACAGACGAACCCUGUCGAAGUCACCACUAAUAGAAGGGCUUGUGAAGAUUAAGGAAUCAAGUGAUAUUGAAGUGAAGCUGAACGAAGUGGAGAAGUUAUUGAAGAAUGCUAUCAACUUGCCUUGGAAGUAUUCCAGGUCAGAGGUUGUGCUAACUUUCUUUGAACGUUCACCACUUGAUCAAAUCCUAAGAAAUGAUAAUGUUCACAAGAUCCAGCCUUGCUUCCAAAGUCCAGUCAAAAUCUCUGAGAUCAUGAGAUCCAACGGCUUCUGUCUAGCCAAUACGGAGACCAUUGUGUUUGAUGAAAGCAUCCCCCAGGAGAAGGAGAGACCCUCAUCGACAGACUCAGCUGAGCAUUCGUAUGAUGACGACGUCAGAGAGUGCCUUCCUGCGGAGCCCGAGCUCAGUGAUGAGGAGCCUGAGGCCUACGUCACCAACCUGUCCUACUACCACCUGCUGCCCUUUGAGACGGACAUCCUGGAGUGAGAUAGACGCUGCUACACUCAAGCACCAUCUACUCCACGUGUCAGUGAAGCACCCAUUAGUGCUGUUCUCUCUCCUGGCUGAUUUUCAUUCAGUGAGCUUGGAUGACGUUGCAGGACAUUUGUAUGGAGGAAGCUGAGACGGUCCUCUACACCCUCGUUGUCUUGGCAUCAUUAUCUCAGAGGUCUACCUACGAGCCAAGGAACAUUCACAGACGAGCCUCAAUCAAGUCAUCCUCAUGGCCCCUCAGUGGUACGCAGACUAAGGGCUAAAUGGGAGAAGAGCGGUUUGUCAGGCCAUUUCUGGAGGAAGAAGGAAGGGUUGUGGAGGAUCAGUGCUUAUCUUGAUAGGAAAUCCUAAAAUAAGCUCCUAAGAUGAGAGAUUUUUAUUUAAUGUUAUGUAAUUUUAUUUUAGAUACCUGUCAGUCUCUCACAUGCAGGAGUUGUUGGACUUUCUCUGUCUUGGGAACUAUAAAGACACAAUCACACAGAUAUCUGGAAUUAACAAGCUUGCCUGAACUGCCCAGUCAGCUUCUGUAACUGUUGUAGCAUUAAAGAGCAUAUUCGUUUGGGGUGAAUGCCCUAAGCCAGAGGGCACCAAUUAGUAGGAAAUAAGCUUUUAUUGGAGGAUUGCAGCUUUACUCCUGCAGCCCCUGGAGUGCUGUUAUCUCAAAUGAUAACCAUUAAGCCAGCGCAUGCAGUCUGUGCAGCCGCAUGACAAAUCGAAGUUGCCCAGUUGUCUCACGUGAGUUGGCAGAGUUCUGAAAAAAAGGUUAGAUAACAUCAUCAACUCAUUGAUAUACAAGCACAGUGUUAAGUAGUUGAAACUGGACUAUUUGUGUAUUCACAUAUCUAUUAAACAUUCUCAUAGCUCUUGCAUAUACUUUUCUUAUUCAGUCAGAAAGGCUCUCCUUUUUCUGUAAAGAUCAAUUACUUUUCGCAAAGUGGAUUUGGAGGAUUUUGCAAGUGGUUCAGAUACUUUACACAACCCUAAACAAAUGCUCAGUUGGAACAAAUACAGUACCAAAAUGACCAAUGACCAUCACAGCUACAACUACUUGUCCUGUCAAGAUAGUCGUAUCAAAUAUUGGCAUUAGGUCUUGGCAUUAGGUCAACCCUCAGGUCAAACCUCAAACCAUAUCUCUUUCUGUGAGAGUUACUUGUUUAAUGUCUCAAUUUCAGAACAUUUGAAAAAAAUUUCAUUACUUUCAUCAGUAUUUGGUAAAAACAUUUCAGAGAUGUUUCUGACAUAUUUAAGGCACAUUCUGCUGCAGUCAUAUUUAGUUGAUAGUAGUUUAGAGUAGUUCUCAUGUUAUUUCUCCUCCACAUACAUUCUCUCAGCAUCAUUUGUGAAAGAGUACAAGUUAAAGGCAUGCUCUAAUAUUUGCCUGACAGUACCAUGUGCAGUUGUGGAAAUAUGUGGUUUUGUUGUUGAGAAGGCACCAGCCAGUCUGCAUGUUGGCAAAGUACUUCUGCUUCUUCCUACUUCCCCUCCAUUUCAUCCACUCAUGAGUCUGUUUAGUAACACAGUCAUGCCCCCUCUCUGGACUGUGGGAAAGCAUCGCUCUUUCUAAGAUGGAUUUGUUUCAAUGUGUGUGUGUGUGUGUGUACAUGUGUGCAUGCUUGAAUGUGUGACUUUCUUCUCUGUUCCUCCCAUCCUCUGUUUACAUCGUCUGUGGUUGAAAUUGUUGAAGGGGAGAUGAAACGCAUAGAAAAACAAUGGUCUGCAUUGUGCAGCGGAAAAUAAGCAAGGCUAUUGUGAAAUGAGUUGAUGAAUAAAGAUGGUUUGUGCAUAAUGUCUAGGAUGUAUAGUCGUUGAGGACAGUAUAUUAACUGGAACUUGGUGGGCAUGUGGGAAGGGUUUUUAUCUUGGGUCAAAUUCAUAAGCACAAGGAGCCCCCAUGCCAGAUUGCUUGUUGAUGAUCUAGCCUGCAAACUGCCCCGACUUGGGUAGUUAGGUUUCCUGAGCAUCACAGCCAUCGUAACCCACUACUCAUGCCUGCAGGGACACGUGGAUGUGACAGUUCAUCUCAGUAGCAAGCCAUGGGAAUGUUCAAGGGAAUUAUUGAAAUGGUCGACAGAUUUUUUUUUUUUAUGACAAUUGUUUUAUUUAAUACAAUGUGAAAGGAGAUAUUUAUUUUUGUAAUCACAAAAAUAGCCAGGUUUACAGUUAACCAGAGAAACAUUCUCACUUCUUGGAUCUUGGAGUGUUAUUAAUGGUGUUAAAUUAGAAUGAUGUAAAGGUUCUGAAUGAGUGCAACAAUGACAUUUGACAGGAGAUCAAUACCUAGAUGUGUCCAACAUUGUCUUCCAGGGGGGUUGAUUUCAUAAGCACUCAAGCUUAAUAGGCUAUUAAGUUUAUUUAUUUUAUCAGUUUUCAAAUUUCAGUGCUUCUGCCUGAAAGCAUUUGCAGGCAAUAAAUGUGUUAAAGCUUUAUUUGUAAUAAACUGUAUUUUUGGUGCUGGCUCCCCAU
This is a messenger RNA of Clupea harengus (Atlantic herring), 4053 nucleotides long. It is a transcript of the gene pxdc1b, whose product is annotated as PX domain containing 1b. Gene Ontology annotation, molecular function: phosphatidylinositol binding. The record is from RefSeq and is a predicted model, not a curated record. Lineage: Eukaryota; Metazoa; Chordata; Actinopteri; Clupeiformes; Clupeidae.